UUGGGUCAAGAUGGCGUCGCCCGGCUGCUUGUGGCUCUUGGCCGCCGCUCUCCUGCAGGGGUUCUGCGCUGCACCGGCGCUGGGGCAUCUCGACCCGGCCGCGCCGCUGCCGCUGGUGAUCUGGCAUGGGAUGGGAGACAGCUGUUGUAAUCCCUUAAGCAUGGGUGCUAUUAAAAAAAUGGUUGAGAAGAAAAUACCAGGAAUUUAUGUCUUAUCCUUAGAGAUUGGGAAGACCCUGAUGGAGGAUGUGGAGAACAGCUUCUUCUUGAAUGUCAAUUCCCAAGUAACAACAGUGUGUCAGAUUCUUGCUAAGGAUCCUAAAUUGCAGCAAGGCUACAAUGCUAUGGGAUUCUCCCAGGGAGGCCAAUUUCUGAGGGCAGUGGCUCAGAGAUGCCCAUCACCUCCCAUGAUCAAUCUGAUCUCGGUUGGGGGACAACAUCAAGGUGUUUAUGGACUCCCUCGGUGCCCAGGGGAGAGCUCUCACAUCUGUGACCUGAUCAGGAAAACACUGAAUGCUGGGGCUUACAACAAAGCUAUUCAAGAACGCCUGGUGCAAGCAGAAUAUUGGCACGACCCCAUCAAGGAGGACAUGUACCGCAACCACAGCAUCUUCUUGGCAGAUAUUAAUCAGGAGAGGGGUGUCAAUGAGUCCUACAAGAAGAACCUGAUGGCCUUGAAGAAGUUUGUGAUGGUGAAAUUUCUCAAUGAUUCCAUUGUGGACCCUGUGGACUCUGAGUGGUUUGGAUUUUAUAGAAGUGGCCAAGCCAAGGAAACCAUCCCCUUGCAAGAGACCACUCUGUACACACAGGACCGCCUGGGGCUAAAGGAAAUGGACAGUGCAGGACAGCUAGUGUUCCUGGCUGUGGAGGGGGACCAUCUGCAACUGUCUCAAGCGUGGUUUUAUGCCCAUAUCAUACCCUUCCUGGAGUGAAACCCUUGUAGGCUGCACCAGAGCCCAGGGAGCCCCUAGCGCUUCUCAGCCAGUAGGAGACUGUUCCCUUCAUGCCUAAGCCUGAGCUCACAUCCAGCUUGCAACCAAUCCUUCCCUCUAGUUAUCACCUAACAUGCCCUGCUCAGAAAGAUCUAAGAUUCGAAUCUUAUCCUUUGCCUCAUCCUAUCAGCAUAUGGUGUUGAAUGCAAGUUUAAUUAGUUAAUAACCGUGCAUGGAGAUUAUUUUACAACCCCUCAAUGUGGUCAGGCUGUCUCAGGACAGUCUGCUGCAGAUUAGUGUCAGAACUGUGCCCAGAAGAGGCUGAAGCUAAAGCAAUUAAGAGUCUAAGGGCAGACACCUUCUUCAGGAAAGCCUAGCCACAUUUCAAGCCAAGAGGCAGCCAGCAUCCAGGCUUGAGGUGACCAUAAAUGCUUUCUCAGUUUUGCUGGUGGAGAUUCAACCAGUGCUUGUGGAAGUAUUGUUUAGAUAGUGUCUGCAUAAUUCCUUGAGGCUACCCUCUUUUCUCAGUAUGUUGUCUCCUGUGGUGUCUUAGCAUUGACCUGUUCUGCUGGGCCACCACCAUCUUGUCUCAGUAAGCACUCUUGUCUCUUUCAGGUAGUGAUCAAUCAGUUGCUUUGUCACAAAAGGGGGGGAAGUAGCACCCAACUGGAUUACUUAAGGUGGCGGGGUGGGGAAUAGAGUACAUCUUGCUUAACUUAGGGGAGUGAAGAAAAACGUACAAGCGGACAGAACACUGUAUGUCAACUAUACUUCAACUGAACAAUGUACAAGCAGAAGUGAGUGAGGACGCGGCUGGUCCCUUCCACUCCAUCCUUGACUGACUUGUCCCCUUCUCAGUGUGGCCAGUGGUCUGCAUUCUAGAGUCACUCUGCUGCUGGUGUUAGCAGACAAUGGGAGGAAGAAUGGGAAGAGAUGAGGCUUUCUAACUCCCUUCUCAAAAAACCCUAUUUACAGUACACUCUAAACUAUUUUGGAUGUAUCUGAUGAAAAAAAGGAUUAUUUGCUCAGAAAGCUUGGGGAAUAUUGCAUACCCCUUUUCUCCUGUUGGAGAUCAACUCACAUUAGACUACUAAGGACUGAGAAUUCCUGUUACAAUAAAAAAACUAACCUUUAGCUACUGUUUUCCCACACUAUGUGAGCAUGGACAUCUUAGCCCCCCACUCCUCCACCCUGAGAAAACCUAUCAACACUUUCUGGAAGACGGUUGUGCAGAAUGCCAGUGUGAGAGACGACAGCUGUGCAGAGGGAAGCACCUUCUUAGUGCUGCUAAGUUUACCCUUUAUGAUUUUUCUCUCCCCUCUCUCAAGCCUUAUUUCUUAACUAGAAGAUGAGGAUUAGGGGUUAACAAGUAGGGGGAAUGUGAAAAAAAUUUUAUGAUAUUGUCUAAAAUAAAGAAUAGUUUCUUAUCCUUGGUGUCCUUUUUCUUCUCAGUAUUCUUACAUACAUCUCAGGGCACCUGGCUGGCUC
Messenger RNA from Neomonachus schauinslandi (Hawaiian monk seal), 2419 nucleotides. It is a transcript of the gene PPT1, whose product is annotated as palmitoyl-protein thioesterase 1. The coding region runs from base 11 to 931 and encodes 306 amino acids. NCBI's taxonomy places the organism in Eukaryota, Metazoa, Chordata, Mammalia, Carnivora, Phocidae. The record is from RefSeq and is a predicted model, not a curated record. The transcript is spliced from 9 exons. Gene Ontology annotation, molecular function: palmitoyl-(protein) hydrolase activity. Gene Ontology annotation, biological process: nervous system development; protein depalmitoylation; receptor-mediated endocytosis. Gene Ontology annotation, cellular component: lysosome.